This is a messenger RNA of Amoebophrya sp. A25, 417 nucleotides long. The record is from the annotation of a GenBank genome assembly. Lineage: Eukaryota; Dinophyceae; Syndiniales; Amoebophryaceae.
CAGGACCUUGCUACGAAUUUCCCUCCUUUGUCUCAGAGGUGUGCUGCAAGUCUAGGGCGUGCUGCAUCAGAGGUAUGCUGCUUGGUUUGGCUUCUUCCUUUUUUGUCAGGAUGGUGCUUAGGUCGAGGUCCAGCGUCGCCCAAAGCACAAAAGUAAAACAGCCGGCUAGUUUUCCCUCUACCCUUGUACUUACCCCUUCAAGCAAAAAACUUCAUGCAAGAAGGCCUUUGCGAGUCUAACUACAUCGUAGUACGCAUAUUCUUCGUCCAUAGUAGUUUUUGAAUACAUAUGAAUUCAACAUUCUUCAUUCAUUCGAAUUCUCUUCAUUGCUGUUGUACACAUCUGAACUGGCAACCCGUUGCGUGAUUUGCAAGAACCUGUGUUAUCAUGAUCGUCAGCUGAUAGCUGCGACCCGAU